AUGACCAGACUUGACGCCAUUGAAAGUUCUAUCUCUGAGAUGAAAGAAUUGCUAAAGUCCCACUUACUUGGAAGCACUCACACCCCGGCAAAAGAGUCUACGAGUGACAUUGCGGGACAUACCCAAUUUAGCACGGGGUCAGAUAUCCACAAGAGAGGACAGAGUGUUGCUCUGUCCCAAGAUACAGAGAUCAAGCCAAGGACCGAAGUCCAGCCUGCUCCGAUCACAGUUGUUCGCCAUGUUGGGAGUCUCAUCACCGAGCCAGUGACAGUCGGAGAAAACGACUCGCUUCUGGGCCAUAUGACCGAAAUGGGACUCGACUCAGACAGUUUCUCCGUCGUAUUCCGACAUGGAUUUGAGCAGAUAGCUUCAUGGUACCCGUUUCCACAUGAGACUCUGACCGAUCUCAAACGGGACCAUCCACUUCUUUUCGCCAUGUGCCUCUUGGCGGGCAUUCGAGCAACAGAGGGUUUGAAUCGCUCCGAUUUACAUAUUACUCUGUAUUCAAUGGUCAAGACUCACCUGGGGAUGAAAACCCUCGAAACUCCCAUCGACCUUUCCACCAUUCAUGCGAUGUUGAUAUUUAGCGCCUGGAGCUUUGGACCGCUUGUCCCUGGCGGUAGAUACAUUGACAGUUGGCUGAUGAGCAGCACAACCAUCACUCAUUGCAUGCUCAGUUUCCCCAUUUCCGAACUGAGCUCCUUGACUGGAUUUUACGACCCGAUAAGCCGAAACAAGUGCAGAAUGUGGAUACAGGCGUCACUAGUACAUUUGAAGUUUGCGAUUGGUACAGGUCGCCCAUCAGUCGUUAGAUGCCAGCACCUUCACCAAUUAAAUGAUAUUGUCCGAUAUCCAGGCUUCGAGACGUUCGACCAUAUCAUCGCAGCGGAGCUCAAGCUUUACAUUCAUCUAUACGAAGCAAUUUAUCAAACGAUGAGCUCAGUCGGCGAUGCUUGGGACAUGAUUCACGUAUGGGGAAGCAAAUAUUUGGCAGAAGGAAACAUCGUUUUAAGAUGGGGUUAUUCAUGCACCUCUCUUAUCCUGUCUCGAUGGGAACUAGCAAAACAGAAUCAAUGCAUGUCCCCAAAUUCGCCGAUCCGAAACGGACGCAUCAUCGAAUUGACAGAGACAGUCAUCCGGCAUGCUCAGCUGGUCCUGAGAGAUAUCAUGGUCCUCUGUUCAUCCGAUGCUGCAUUUACCAGACCGACAUAUGACUACCUGCUUACGGCGUAUGCGGGCGUUACCCUGGCAGAGUACUGCUCGAGUAUUCCGGAUAUGCACGCAACAUAUACGCUGAUGGAGAACGUCCGGACGCAGACGAGGAUUCCCAGGAGUAUAGAGGGGGUAUUUAGCUGGGCGACCAAUGUGGUUCAAAAGAAGGCGAGGGACUUUGUGGAUUCCUCUGUGUCUAUCGAUGUCGAUGAUACUUUCUAUACAUAUCCGGCUUCUGUUGCGGAUUGGGCACCUUUCCGAUUUAUCGACUCGAUGCCUGCGUCGACUUGGAAUGAGAUGAGUGGGUCUAUGCAUGAGUUUCAAUAG
Messenger RNA from Penicillium olsonii, 1539 nucleotides. NCBI's taxonomy places the organism in Eukaryota, Fungi, Ascomycota, Eurotiomycetes, Eurotiales, Aspergillaceae. The record is from the annotation of a GenBank genome assembly.